Solea solea (common sole) is the source of this 5371-nucleotide messenger RNA. Its product is annotated as triadin-like. Gene Ontology annotation, molecular function: signaling receptor binding. The transcript is spliced from 35 exons. Lineage: Eukaryota; Metazoa; Chordata; Actinopteri; Pleuronectiformes; Soleidae. The record is from RefSeq and is a predicted model, not a curated record. Bases 636 to 4535 code for a protein of 1299 amino acids. Gene Ontology annotation, cellular component: membrane; sarcoplasmic reticulum.
AAAGAGAGAAAUUCUAGUAUUUUAAGGUAAAAAAAAGUUUUUUGAAUGAGUGUGAAACCAUUAACUACUUUUCAGUCACGUGAUUCCAGGUGGGAUAAAGUUACUCCUUCACGCUCGCAGUCCUCCGUCCUUCUUCCCCUUACAACGUCCAUUAGUCCCUGUGGUUGAUCUAAUUCCGUCAGAGCUGGUGGAGAAGGGAGGGGUAGGGGGGUCUGCUCGGAUCUGCAACACCAGCCCCAACCAGGCAAAGGGCAAAGACUCUGACCACCUCGGCUCUGUCUGUCUGUCUAUCUCCCCAGCCUCAGCCACUGGGACGGAAGUCGGCCAACUGGACCAGUUCACGCUCACUUGAGCCCGACUGACGUCUGGAACGAGAAAGCAAACUUACACAUAUAAGUGCAGAGAAUGUAAAAAAGAACAGGUGUCGAUUUUCCAGUGGAGGCCGAAACGUUUCAAGUUUUCAUCCCGGCACAUCCACACAUGGAUUGGAAUUAAAGCCUGGGAUUAAAUCUGACACUUGAGGACCUUGCUUUCAUGGAAACGUAAAAGGAUUUACUGCGGCAGGAGCAGCACUUUUAUUUUUAUGCAACGCAAUGACUGAAGCAGUUGAAGAGCUUUGAUGAGGUCAGACACUGAUGCUGGAUGAGAAGUUUCGUGUUCCAGUUCAUCCCAAAGCGCGGUCGACGACCAUCACAACCAUGGUCAUUGACAGCAAGAACGGAGACGCCGGGGCGUCGUCUUUGCAGUCGUCCAAGAAAACCUUCACAGACAACCUGUCCUCCACGUUCAGUUCCCCUCUGGCCUGGAUCUUAGUCCUCGCUCUCGUCAUUACGUGGUCGUGUGUUUUUGUCAUCAUGUUCGAUCUCAUGGACUACAAAACUAUUUCAGGUCGUCCGCCUCCGCUCGUCAGGAAGGUUUUAAAGGAUUCAGGGCGUAGAGGAGGCCUCAGCAAGAUUGGCUCGGACCCCAUGACAGCAGUGAGCGUUGUCGUGGAGGAGUCGACCAAUGUGAUCAGCUCCAUGUUGAAAUUUACUGCCAACUUGUUUGCUCCCGCAGACGAUGAAGGAAAUCUGUACGCAGUGAGAAAAAAAGGAGAAUUUCUCCCGUCUCGAAGUAAAGUUAUAGGGAUGCAAACAAAGACCAAACCACCAGUGGUUGAAGCUGAGGAGGAGGAAGAGGAGGGAGACGAAGAGGAGGCCGCUGAGGAGGAGGAGGAGUAUGCAGAAGAGGAGGAAGAACUAGAGGAGGAAGAGGAGUAUGAGGAGGAGGAAGAGGAGGAGUAUGAUGAGUAUGAGGAUGAGGAGUACGAGGACGAGUAUGAGGACGAGUAUGAAGACGAGUAUGAGGAGGAGUAUGAGGAGGAGGAGGAAUAUGAGGAGGAGGCUGGUGUUCAAGAGCAGGAGGAAGAAGAGGGAGAGGAGGAGGAGGCAUAUGAAGAUGAAGAAGAGGCUGAGGAGGAGGAGGAAGGAGAAGAGGAUGAGGGUGAAGAAGAAGAAGUUACUCCUGAACCCAGUUCCACCUCCGAGGACGAAGACUCCGAGUCGGACGCACCCGUCGAUGAAGACCUAACUCUCCCCGACGAAGACGAUGAAAAAGACGACGUCUUCACCGACUCCUCAGACGUCAGCGACUCUGCACUCCUCUCCAGUGAUGAGGAGGAGGAAGAGGGGGGCGAUGAUGAGGAGGAUGAUGAAGAUGACAGACUGGCUGAAGGCGUCACUGACAGUGAAGAUGAAGAUGAAGAUGAAAAUGAAGAUGAAGAGCUGGAGCUGGAGCUGGAGCUGGAGCUUCCUCCUGUAGCUGCGGUCAGUGAAGAUGAGGACGAUGAUGAUGAAGAUCAUAAACCUGCAGAAGAUGAUGACGACCAGGAAGAUGACCUUGAGGAAGAGGUCAAACUUCCUGAUGAUGAUGAUGAUGAUGAUGAUGACGAUGAUCUGGAACGAUCAGAUGAAGAAAUCUCUGUUGCCUCGUCUGAGCACUUUGCAGACGAUGAAGAUGACGAUGACGAUGAAGGAGAAGACAGCGACCUUGACAAAGACGUCCACGUUGACUUUGAUGAAGAUGAAGAUGAUGAUGAGGAUAAAACUAAGGAUGAAGAUGAUAAAGAGGAGGAGCAAGAUCACGUCGCUCUCUUUGAGAGUACAGACAGUGGAGUCCUGGGUGACGAUGAUGAUGAUGAGGAUGAUGACGAUUAUGACGAUACUCUGAAAACAGAUGAAGAAUCCAUCGACAGUGACGACACAACCUUUGACACAACUGAGGAUGAUGAAGAUGAAGACGUUGUCUCCAGCUCACCUGAGUUCGUCUUAGUUCAAAAAGACAAAGUCGAGUUACAAGACACAGGAAAAGAUGAAGAUGACGAUGAAGUCACAUCAGAGUCCUUAGCUGCUGAGGAUGAUGAAGAUGAUGAAGAUGAUGACGAAGAUGAUGAAGAUGAAGAUGUCUUGCUGGCAGCCACCACUGCACCAGCAUUUCCUGUCCAGGAGGGGGCAGUGAAGACUGAGGUGGAUGAGGAGGAGGAGGAGGAAGAGGAGGAGAAGAUCAGUGAGGCUGAUGAUGAUGAAGAAAAGAGCAAAGAGGAAGACACUGUGAUCAGACCAGCUGCUGCUGCUGCUGCUGCUGCUGCUGCUGCUGAGGAUGAGGACGAAGACGAAGACGAAGACGAAGAUGAAAAGCUGAUGACUACGACACGGAAAUCUGUGGACGAAGCAGAAGAUAAGAAAGAGGAGUUUGACGAAGAUGACGAUGAGGACAAGAAGGCGACAGUGGACGUGAUUAAGCCUCUGCCUGAACCUGAGGAGGAGGAGGCUGUGAAGAGUGAACCUACAGUUUGUCCCUGUUUGCAUUCGUCCAAAAUCAAAGAGUCUGUGCCCAAAACUGUGGAGAAAAAAGAAGCUCCCAAGAAGGUUUCAGACCUGAGGAGGAAAAAAGGCCGAGAAGUCGUGAAGAUUGAUGAGAAACCAAAAAGGAAAGCUCUUCCCAGAAUCGCCAGUCUGGAACCUAAAGUCAGGAGGAUCAGAAAAUUCCCCGUUUUUCUCAAAGCCAGGAGAGAGGACAAGACCAAGCAGAAGACCAAGACCAGGACCAAGACCAAGACUCCCAAACCAGAGAAAGUGAUCAAAAAAGAAGAAGAAGUCACAGAAUCUGGACAAGAAGUGGGUCCAUGCAGACCUGCACCGGUUUACUGUCCGUCACCACCUGGGUGGUAUGUUCAUCACAUCGUCACAGAUAACCCGUACCCUCCUCCCACCGUUGCAGCUCCGUCUGCUCCUGUUCUGACCGUCCACCCCGGAGCUCCGCCCCUGCAGCCGCUCCACUUUCAACCGUAUCCACUGCACUUGAUGCCGCCCAUGAUGCAGAUGCAACCAGGACCAGAACCAGCUCAGCCGUUGAUGCAGAUGCAUCUGGAACCAGAACCAGCUCAGCCUGUGAUGCAGACUCAACCAGAACCAGAACCAGCUCUGCCAGUGGUGCAGACACAACCAGAACCAGUCCAGCCCAUGGUGACAGAAGCACCAGAACCAGAACCAGAAUCUCCUGCUCUGCCACAGGUCCAGACUCCAGUGGCUGAACCUGAAACUGCAGCUCCAUCGAUUCACGAAUCAGUAGCUGCAGAAGUAAAAGCACAGGCUGUGGCCGCCUCGAUCAAGAAAGCAGCUGAGAAGAAAACAAAAGCUGCUGAAUCAGAGAAAGAGGCAGCAGCAGCCAAAGAGAAGGCAAAGAAAGACGUUUCUGUUUCUAAAGACAAAAGCAAAGCAAAGAAAUGGCCAAGUGCAAAAGAAGAGAAAAUCAAACUUCCUGUUGUGGUUAAAAAAGAAAAAGAAAAAACUAAAACUGCAGCGUUAAAGAAAGAUAAAGUUGUGAAAGAGAAAACUGCUGUGACGUCAAAGAAAGAUAAAGUUGUAAAAGACAAAACUGCUGUGUUAAAGAAAGAUAAAGUUGUAAAAGAGAAAACUAAACCUGCUGUGGCUUCAAAGAAAGAGUCGGCCGCCGCUCGACAGAACAGAAAGUCGACAGUUUCGUCCGUCCGGAGCAAAACAAAGACGUCUGCUGUCAAGAAAGACUCAGAGCCACGUCCACAGCCGCUCAGACUCAGACCGAGACUCCACGACGACGCCUCGAGCAGAGGGAACGUUACGACUCCGGUCAAACACCUGAAACCUGCAAGGUCUUCACCUGAACCAGUUGAACCAGCCAAGUCGAGAUCAGAAACCGUAGCAGAGAAGAAUCGCAAAAGUGAGAAGACGAGCGGCGCUGAAAAGAAAUCUGUCAAAGAGGCUCAAGAAGAGUCUCAAAGUGACGACAAUGCCACAGAAAAGAAAAAAAACAGGCCAGAGAUUCUUCCAGUGCGUCUACGUCCCGGGCAAAAAUGCGCAGUACCCGCUGCGACCUUUCACCCCGGCGAUGUCCCCCGCCAUGAUGUCCCCCGCCAUGAUGUCCCCCGCGCUCAGGUCCAUGUUGGAGCAGCAGAGGGCGACGAGGACGUCGGGCCAAUAAAAAACCAAACCACCUCAAAUAAAUACAAGUACACCUGAUGGUAGUGCUCUCCCAGUCCAGCAGGGGGAGGCGUUUGAAUCUGUGGCGUCCUCCCGACACCUUCGGCGGACGACCUCACACAGACGGACAGAUAAACAGUGGACAUUUUAUUGUCUGUUUUAAUUUAUAUGUGUAUUUAUUUUAUUUCUCCUCGUGGUCGAGCUCCUGGAGUUUCCUGGCGAUGAUUUUCACUCGCUGUGUUUUUGUCGCCACAGGUUUGUCUCUUAGAUUCACACACAGAAGCAUUUUUUAAGCCAUCGAUAUAAUAUUUAAUAUAAUGUACAUACUGCAAAUGUUAGUAAUUGAGGUUUAGAUAAAAAUCCGUGUAUUUUUGCUCAUUUAAGUGAAAUCGUGUUGCAUUUGAAUGACAACACUUUAAGUCACAAAUUCAAAUUUUCAGUUGCGACUUUUUAAAUUUUUAAAUGAUAAAUUUAACAUAUCGUUGUGUUUUCGCUGCUUCUGCGAUCGUUUAGAAUCCCGAGAGCUCCCACAACGUUUGACCCCAGCAGACUCGUCUGUCUCUGAACACGGAUGUCCGUGUCUUAGAUCUCAGUGUGAAGCAGCUGAGGAAGAAGAAAAUGUAGUUUUCCAGAAUCAGAAUUGGCUUGAAUGACCGAGUAUGAGGAACAUGACUCUGGUUAUUUUUUACUCAGUGUACAUACACACACACAAAAUGUGUUCAUAUAGACUUCCCAGAUAUUUUUUUAACCAGAAAAUAUAGAAUAAAUGUGUUUAAAAAUAUUUCAAUGUCAGUUGUAAACAUAGUCCAGGUUUAAUAUACGAGAAUCAUUCUGUUCAUUAAACUUUAAAAUAAAAGACAACAUUUACAGUGCCA